AUGGUUCGUUUCCGCUUUUCUGCACUGGCGAAUCGUCUUCUUCCAGUGCAUGAAUCCGCUUUACCAGAGAUUGCAUUAUCACAAGCAGUCAGUGUGCCGCCUAAAAUACUUCGUGAAUGUGAUGUAGCCAAUGUAAAGUGGAGUGUCGGUUUUAGCGGAGAAGGGAAUCAACAAGUUGGUUCAUUGCAUACAAGUACGAAAGCUUCUUCUGUUCCCGAAGUAAGGAUGGGUGGAGGAGCUAUUGGCGGUGAAACUGUUGGAAAGAAACCACCUCCUGUUCUUGAAUGGAAUCCGCUUGUUCAUACCGAUUGGCAGCUUGGCGUUGGAGGACGCUUGUUGCCAAAGCUACCACCAGGGACGAAAGUGGGGAAGCUUGUGAUGGGAAAAUAUGGUCUUUAUAAACCAGGAUUGCAUGAAAUAUCUCAGGAGUUCUUUAUCAACACUGAAUUGAAAGGUAUGGCACCGGAAAAUGCACUGCCUUUAUCUGCUCUCCUUACCAAGAUUGCUAAGAUCCUGAUGCUAGUACCAAUAACAUUAGUCCUUCUCAAUAUGCCGACAUUAUAUGCGCAGAAGCCAGUGGGUAUUAAUGCCGGAUACAUACCGCCGGGCCGAAACUAA
Messenger RNA from Cercopithifilaria johnstoni, 618 nucleotides. The record is from the annotation of a GenBank genome assembly. NCBI's taxonomy places the organism in Eukaryota, Metazoa, Nematoda, Chromadorea, Rhabditida, Onchocercidae.